AUGGCAACAUUAUAUUGGAAUUACAAGUAGGUAUUGCCAUAUUGUACCCGAAGGAUGAUGAAAGGACCAUUUUAUAUAUUAUAAUAUUUGGAGAUGAAAGAAGGCUAAAAUAUAAAAGUUGUUGCUCGGUUGAGACCACUCAAUGCUCUUGAAAUGCAAUAAGGAGGGGAAUGUUGUGUUUCAUAUGGUGAAAAACAAAUUACUGUUACGGUUGGCUCCAAUGAUAAAUAGGAUUUUGCAUUUGAUCGAAUAUUCGGACCUGAUUCAGAAUAGGCUGAUGUAUUCGAUGAAGUAGGGAGACCGAUUUUAGACAGCGUGAUGAAUGGUUAUAAUGGAACCAUUUUUGCGUAUGGUUAAACUUCAUCAGGCAAAACAUUUACAAUGGAAGGCCCAGAUAAUCCUAACGAAAGGACUAAAGGAUUGAUACCAAGAGUCAUGACUGAAUUAUUUGAUGUUGUGCAUAGCAAAUCAGAGGAAUUAAUAUAUAUUGUGAAGGUUUCUUUUUUGGAAAUUUACAAUGAGAAAAUCAUGGAUUUAUUAGACACUAAUAAAACUAACCUAAAAAUAAAAGAAGAUAGACUUCGGGGCAUUUUUGUAUAGAAUCUCACAGAAAUUAAAGUUGAAUCCCCAGAAGAAAUGAAAUAGGUGAUGAUGACUGGGUCAAAUAAUAGAACAAUAGCGGCCACUAGAAUGAAUGAAAGAUCAUCUAGAUCUCAUUCCUUAUUUUAAAUUUAGGUUAGUGAAAAAAAUUUGAAAACAGAUUCCAGUAAACUAAGCAAAUUGUACUUUGUGGAUUUGGCAGGAUCAGAAAAAAUAUCAAAAACUAAUGUUUCUGGUCAACAACUAGAAGAAGCUAAGAAUAUUAAUAAAUCAUUAACUUGUUUAGGCAUGGUCAUUAAUGCCUUAACUUCUGAUAAAAAAGAACACAUCCCUUAUAGAGACUCUAAAUUAACUAGAAUAUUGAGUGAAUCUCUUGGAGGAAAUGCUAAAACUACCUUAGUAGUUGCUUGUUCGAUGUGUUCAUACAACGAUAAAGAGACAAUAAGUACUUUAAGAUUUGGAGCAAGAGCCAAAGCCAUAAAAAAUAAGCCCACUAUCAAUGCUGAGAAAAGUGCUAAAGAAUUACAAGCCUUACUAGAUAUUGCUGAAUAAAAGAUACUAGAGUAGGAUGAAAUAAUUAAUAAAUUAAUGGAAAAAGUAGAGAACGGCACUUCAGUCUCAAUGGAUAAAGGAAACUCAAACUCAAAUUUGGGACCGUAACAAAAUGCCGCAUAAUCUAAAUAACACUCAUCUCUAUAAUUAUUAAAAGAACAUAAAUUAGUUGUCAAUUUGCAAGAAGAAUUGGAGUUUCAAAAAACAGAAAUGGCUGCUCUUUAGAUAAAUUAUUAGAGUAGGAUUGAUGAAUUAUAAGAGAAACUUUUAAAAUAGAAAUUCAAUGAAGAACAUACCAAAUAAUAACUAUCUGAAUGCUUAAAAAAUAAUUAAAAAUUCAUUUUUGAAAAUGAAUAAUUGAAAACUCAAAUCUUAGAGAAUGAUUAGAAACUAUUUGAUUUUCGUAGGGCUCUGUCUUCAACAAAGUAAGACUUAGACUUCUUCCUUGCCAAUCUGAAUUUAAAGAACCAAUUCAAUUAAUGUCCUUCUGAUUCUGAAUCAACAAAAGACAUUUUCAUGACUGAAUAAUAUGACAAGGAAAUUGAAGAGAGAACCUUUUAGAGCAUAGUUAAUUUUUCAGAGACCCUUACAAAAUUAGAUACCAUUCUAUUGAAAGAUUUUACUUAGGAAUAAGUCAUCACUCAAAUUAUAAAUCCAUAAUUUAAGAAAAAGAAUGUAUCCUUUUAAAUGGAUUCUUAACCGCCCUCACCAAAAUCUAAUAAAUUAUUGGAUAUUGAUAAUUACUCUUUUUAAACAGAUGAAGAUGAAUUAAACAUAAAAUUUGAUGAAAAUGAAUAAACUUUAAUAAAAUCCACCUAAGAGAAUGAAGAAAUCUCGGAUGUUGAAAAAUUAUUAGCCAUGUUAGGUGAUAAAAUGGAGGAUUCACAUGUAUUACUACAAAUUCAGGAAGUUUUCUCGAAAUUGAGGAGAUAACUUUAAGUGGAAUAAGAGAAGGUCUAAGAAAUAUAUUAAAUCAUGGUUACCAUUAAGGAUUAGUUUUCCAUGUAUCAAAUUAAGGAAAGAGAAAAAAUGUAAAAAUUGAAACUAUCAUACAAUUAAAAGAAGAGUGAAAUGAGUUAAUCGAAGCAUAGCCUUUAAAAACAAUUAGAAGAUUUAACAGUGGAAUUCCAGAAAUAUAAGCAUGAAACAGAAAAAUAAUAAUAAUUUCUUACUUAAAUCAAUCAGCAAUUGAUUAUUAUAUCAUUCUUAUUUUUUAUAUUGCAAUAACAGGAAAGUUCAGCCUUUAAUCCUCUCUCCAGAGAAUAUCAACUUGAAUGUACUGUCAAAUAGCUCAUGCAGGAAAGAAAUGAUAUGCAUAACUCGCUAUUAUAAACUAGAUAAUAAUUGGAAAAUGCAAUAAAAUUAAAAAAUUCCUAAGCAGAAGAAAUUAUUAAAUUACAAAAGAAAAUCGAUACAAUAGAAUUGUAAUUGUAACAUAAGAAGCUCUAGGAAUAAGAUCUAAUUCGACGGCAAUUCCAAAGGAGAUUCAGUAGAGAUACUAAAAAAACCGCCUCAGAGACUCAAGGAUGGAGUUUCGACUAAAUUAUUAAAGAUGAUCAUGCAAGGAACAUUGCAAGAUUAGAAACAGUUUUAGGAUAUUCUUGUUUAGAAACAAUCUAAACAGGAGCCUGUGUAGGAAAAGCCGAUCUAAUAAUCAAUGAGUUUCAGAAAAUAUAUAACUUAGGCAGCGAGUAAUAAGGAAAUUAAUAGGAGUAUGAUGAUCUCAGUCCAGUCAUUGGUACACGCACCAUAAUUUCAAAAGAAGUUGGAGAAUGCAAAGGAUAAAAUCCAGAGAUAUUCGAAUAAUAUCCAUCAUAGCCAGAUUAAAUAAGCAUAGCAUUAGACGUAAUAAUGUCAGUCAAUAAACAUAGGAAUUUCACGAACAACUUGUCGAUGACAUUGGAACGACCCCCUUUAGAAGAAUUCUAAGAAAGUUACUAUCCUGAAUGA
This is a messenger RNA of Paramecium tetraurelia, 3102 nucleotides long. RefSeq lists its product as uncharacterized. NCBI's taxonomy places the organism in Eukaryota, Ciliophora, Oligohymenophorea, Peniculida, Parameciidae. The transcript has 8 exons. The record is from RefSeq and is a predicted model, not a curated record. Gene Ontology annotation, molecular function: microtubule binding; microtubule motor activity; ATP binding. Gene Ontology annotation, biological process: mitotic spindle organization; microtubule-based movement.